AUGCCGCAGGAUGACAGGAUCAACCUACCCUCUACUGCCAGCCAAGUGUCUCGACUCUUUCCACGCAAGCAAGCCGAGGAGAUGGACACUGUAACAAAAGACGAGACUAAGACUCCUUACGAAGUUGGCAUGACCCCCAAGCCGGAGGGAUCGAUUGAGGUCAUCGCGAGUACAGAGCUCAUCUCAUUCCGCCAUGUGGACGAAGCCCUUGACGCGAAGAUGCACCUGGUCAACCAGGCAAUCAAUCAGAUUGAACUUACUCCCUACCACUGGAAGCUAUUUUGCCUGAACGGAAUGGGCUAUGCCGUCGACUCUUUGUUACCAAUUCUCAUGAGCAUUGCCAACACGCAAGUGGUUCUCGAGUACCAGCCGUCGUACAAUCGUGGCGGACAGAUCGGGCUCUACGUCGGCCUCCUGGUCGGGGCUCUAUUCUGGGGUAUCUCUGCGGACAUCAUCGGGCGAAAAUGGGCAUUCAAUAUGAGUUUGUUCCUGGCUUCCGUCUUCUCCAUUGGAGCUGGAGCUGCCCCGAACUAUAUCGGAUGGGCCUCCCUGGUUGCCCUGGGAGGGUCUGGAGCUGGAGGCAAUCUUGUUCGACACGACCGUUUUCCUGGAAUAUUUACCGGCCGUAGAGCAAUGGCUGGUCACCUUUAUGGCCUUAUGGUGGGGUGUUGGUCAAACAGUAGCCGGCCUGUUCGCAUGGGCCUUUAUGCCAACCCUGGCUGGCGCUACUUGUACUACACUUCUGGCGGCUUUGUGUUGCUGAUGAGCAUAGCCCGGAUUACGGUUAUUCGCUUCCACGACACGCCGAAGUAUCUACUUUGCAAAGGCGAGGACGAGAAGGUGGUGACUCUUCUCCGAAACCUGGCCACCAAAUAUGGCCGCGAGUGCGACCUCACCGUCGAGAGCCUCGCCAGUCAGGGCAAGAUCACCAGCACGCACUCCAAGAAGGUGUUUUCUUUGAGCGAAAUCGGCGUCCAUUAUCGGGGGUUGUUUAGCACCAAAAGACUCGGAAUCUCGACCCUCCUGAUCUGGUUCUCCUGGCUCUUGAUCGCGCUGGGCUAUCCCUUGUUCUAUGUCUUUCUGCCCGAAUAUCUAGCCAGCCGAGGUGCCGAGUUUGGACAGACGUCUACCUACAUCACAUGGAGAAACUAUGUGCUUGCCCAGUUUUCCUCCGUCUUUGGUCCAGUGCUUGCAGGGUACAUGUGCAAAGUCCCCGUUAUUGGUCGCAAGUACACCAUGGCCAUCGGGGCCGUCAUCUCGAUGGUCUUCUUCUUCGCCUACACGGCGGUGCGGAACAACGCCGAAAACGUCGGCUUCAACUGCGCCACCUCCUUUGCCAUCAACAUCUACUAUGGUACCUUGUAUGCAUAUUCUCCCGAGGUGCUGCCCACCGCCCAUCGCGCCACCGGCAAUGGUACGGCGGUGGCGCUGAACCGGAUCAUGGGGAUCAUGUCAGCCGUCAUCGCUACCUACGCGGACACCUCCACCUCGGUGCCCUUCUACAUUUGCGCGGCUCUCUUCGGUUGGAUGGCCCUUGUGUCGGUGCUGUUCCCGUACGAGCCGCAGACCUCGCAAAGUGUGUGA
Capronia epimyces CBS 606.96 is the source of this 1584-nucleotide messenger RNA. RefSeq lists its product as uncharacterized. The record is from RefSeq and is a predicted model, not a curated record. Lineage: Eukaryota; Fungi; Ascomycota; Eurotiomycetes; Chaetothyriales; Herpotrichiellaceae. Gene Ontology annotation, biological process: transmembrane transport. Gene Ontology annotation, molecular function: transmembrane transporter activity. The transcript has 5 exons. Bases 1 to 1584 code for a protein of 527 amino acids.